AGAGAGAGAGAGAGGCGGGUGCUUGCGUUUGUGUGUGUGGGAUAUUUAAAAAUACCCAUGAUGUAUACAUGUGAUGCAAUUAAGCCACAGAAAUGCACAGAGAACGGCUUACAUAAUUAUAUGCCAAUGUCACAUGAUUUCAUUCAGUUCAGCAAAACUAUAGUAAAGGUCGUGUAUUCAUAGCGUCGAUUCGGUUGCAAGGGAUAUAAAUUCGCAAGCAAAAAUGGCCACCAUGGACGAGAGCGAGAAGCUAAUUGAAUGUCAUUCUGAACAGGGGGUUACGUCAGCAGCCGGCUACCCGGUAUAUUCUGGCUACCCUCCACAACAGACCUAUGUCAUGCCUGAAGCCCCGCCUACCUAUCAACAAUCCUUUGAUACCCCACAAACGAUCGUGGUACCUACUGCUCCUCCACAAACCUCGGGGAUGAUUAGACAGGCCCCAUCACAGCCCGUUAGAGAUUACACUGUGUUCGCUGUGAUCGUCACCCUGUGUUUUUGUUUACCCUUCGGCCUUGUGGGAAUCGUCAAAGCAUGUGAGGCCAGAAGUCAACAAAACUCAGGAGAUGUAGAGGGCGCUAGACAAGCUGCUAAGAGUGCUUACAACUGGUCCUUGACCGGUUUGAUUUUUGGGGUUGUGGUUAUGCUAGCUGUCAUCAUCUACUAUGCCGUCGUCCUCCUAAUAUGAAUACAUCGACUUUUCAUAAAGAAGCAUAACUAACCAUAAUAUAUAUAUCUGAAGAUGAACUUACAUGUAGUUUAAUCAACUUGUUUGUUUUCGUCCGCGCAUAGGUUACUUUUAAAGGAAUACGACAAGGGCCUGAUAUACACUCUCAUCUUUUAGAGUUAGUUCAAAUAAAUCUAUUCGCCCACGCAAAUAUAUACAUUUUGAGUAAAUCAACCUUGCCCAUUGUACAGGAUUCUUUGACUUACGGAAAAGCCAUGAACGCCGGUAAACGUUGAUAAAGAAUAGUCAGAUUAAUACAAUGUUAUCAAAAUGUUGAUGCAGUUUUAGAUAACUAAUUCUUAUUUUUAAAGGUAAUACAAAGUUUUGGUAUGGGG
This is a messenger RNA of Strongylocentrotus purpuratus (purple sea urchin), 1059 nucleotides long. RefSeq lists its product as uncharacterized. Lineage: Eukaryota; Metazoa; Echinodermata; Echinoidea; Camarodonta; Strongylocentrotidae. Gene Ontology annotation, cellular component: membrane. The transcript has 4 exons. The record is from RefSeq and is a predicted model, not a curated record. The coding region runs from base 224 to 685 and encodes 153 amino acids.